Messenger RNA from Thalassophryne amazonica, 3496 nucleotides. RefSeq names its product exportin 4 (gene xpo4). The transcript has 24 exons. Gene Ontology annotation, molecular function: nuclear export signal receptor activity. The record is from RefSeq and is a predicted model, not a curated record. The coding region runs from base 41 to 3496 and encodes 1151 amino acids. NCBI's taxonomy places the organism in Eukaryota, Metazoa, Chordata, Actinopteri, Batrachoidiformes, Batrachoididae. Gene Ontology annotation, cellular component: cytoplasm; nuclear pore. Gene Ontology annotation, biological process: protein export from nucleus.
CCAGAAUGCAGUGCGUAUGGCGCGUCAUUGAAGAGGGACAAUGAUGGCGGCGGUCGGUGUUGCCGAAGUGAUCACACAGCUGGAAAGCGCUGCUAAAGUUUUAAUGGCACCACCGUCCAUGGUCAGCACAGAACAGAGGCAACAUGCUGAACACGUGUUCCUCUCUUUCAGAAAGUCCAAAUCGCCUUUUGCCAUCUGCAAGCACAUCUUGGAGACCAGCAAAGUGGACUAUGUGCUCUUCCAGGCAGCAACAGCCAUCAUGGAGGCCGUGGUGCGGGAGUGGAUCCUGUUGGAGAAGACGAGCAUUGAAUCGCUCCGGGCAUUCCUCCUUACUUAUGUCUUACAGAGACCCAAUUUGCAGAAGUAUGUCCGUGAGCAGAUCCUGUUGGCUGUGGCGGUCAUCGUGAAGAGGGGUUCACUGGACAAAUCUAUCAAUUGUAAAAGCAUCUUUCAUGAAGUCGGCCAGCUCAUCAGCAGCGGGAACCCCACAGUGCAAACACUGGCCUGCUCCAUCCUGACUGCACUGCUUAGUGAAUUCUCCAGCUCCAGUAAGACCAGCAGCAUCGGCCUCAGCAUGGAGUUUCAUGGUAGCUGCAAACGUCUGUUCCAGGAGGAUGGCCUGCGUCAGAUCUUCAUGUUGACCAUGGAGGUGCUGCAGGAGUUCAGUCGCAGAGAGAACCUCAAUGCACAGAUGUCCUCAGUCUUCCAGCGCUACCUGGCUCUAGCCAAUCAGGUCCUCAGCUGGAACUUCCUGCCACCUAAUCUGGGGCGCCACUACAUCGCCAUGUUCGAGUCCGCACAGAACGUCACGCUUAAGCCUACGGAAUCCUGGAAGGAAGCACUGCUGGACACCCGCGUCAUGGACCUCUUCUUCACAGUGCACAGAAAGAUACGGGAGGACUCGGACAUGGCACAGGACUCUCUGCAGUGUCUGGCCCAGCUGGCGUCCAUGCAUGGGCCCAUCUUCCCGGACGAGAGUGCCCAGGUCUCCUAUCUGGCUCACCUGGUUGAGGGUCUGCUCAACAUGAUCAACGGCAUUGAGAUUGAGGAUUCAGAAGCUGUGGGAAUCUCCAACAUCAUUUCCAAUAUGAUCACGAUGUUCCCUCGCAGCAUUUUAACAGCCCUGUCCAGCGACCUCUUCACCUCCUUCAUCAGCUGCCUCACGGUGCUCACUUGUUCCUUCGGACGCAGUGCUGCUCUCGAGGAGGUGCUGGAUAAGGAUGAUAUGGUGUAUAUGGAGGCCUACGACAAACUGCUGGAGUCGUGGCUGACGCUGGUGCAGGAUGAAGAGCAUUUUUCUCGUGGCUGCUUUGUCCAGCCGGCAAUCCAGGUCUUCAAUUCGUACAUUCAAUGUCACCUGGCUGCACCUGAUGGCACACGUAAUCUGUCAGCAAAUGGCAUCACAUCUCAUGAUGAGGAAGAGAUCAACGAGCUGCAGGAGGAUGACAGAGAGCUGUUCUCAGAUCAGCUGUCCAGUAUUGGUGUGCUCGGACGUAUAGCCACUGACCACUGUGUGCCCCUGCUCACAAGCCUUUUGGAGGACCGUGUGACUCGGCUACAUGGUCAACUGCAGAGGACCCAGCAACAUCUAAUGGCAUCUGAUCCUGGAUCAGUGGACCGCAAAGUCUUAGAUGACCUCUAUGAGGAUAUCCACUGGCUCAUACUUGUCUCAGGGUAUCUAUUAGCAGACGACCCUCAGGGUGAAACGCCACUGAUCCCCAGAGAGGUGAUGGAGUUCUCCAUCAAACAGUCAACAGAAGUUGACAUCAACACCACACUGCAGAUCCUGGGGUCACCUGGUGAAAAGGCCUCCUCCAUACCAGGCUGUAAUCGAACCGAUUCGGUCAUCAGGUUGCUGUCAGCGGUGUUACGGGCGUCCGAAGUGGAGUCCAGAGCAUCUCGAGCCAGUUUGACAGAGCUGCUGAGCCCACAGAUGGGGAAAGAUAUCGUGUGGUUCCUCAGACGCUGGGCCAAGACGUACCUGCUGGUUGAUGAGAAGCUCUAUGAGCAGAUCAGCAUGACCCUGAGCACUGCAUUUGGUGCAGACACUGAGGGAGCCCAAUGGAUUGUGGGGUACCUUCUGGAGAAGGUGAUCAGCAACCUGUCUGUGUGGAGUUCAGAACCUGACUUAGCCAAUGACACUGUGGAACUGCUGGUGGCACUUGUAGAGAAGAGAGAGAGGGCAAACAUUGUGGUGCAGUGUGAGAGCUGGUGGAACCUGGCGAAGCAGUUUGCCAGCCGUAGCCCCCCUCUCCAUCUACUGUCCAGCUCUGUGCAGAGGUCUCUAAUGAAGGCUCUGGUCCUGGGAGGCUUCGCGCACAUGGACUCUGACACCAAGCAGCAGUACUGGGCUGAGGUGCUGCAUCCUCUUCAGCAACGUUUCCUCAACCUCAUCAACCAGGAGAACUUCACCCAGAUCAGCCAAGAGGAACCCGUCAAACAAGAAAUCACCACCACGUUGGAGGCAUUGUGCGGGAUUGCAGAGGCAACUCAGAUUGACAAUGUGGCCUCGCUUUUUUCUUUUCUCAUGGACUUCCUGUCCAGUUGCAUUGGCCUCAUGGAGGUUUACAGCAACACACCUGAGACAAUCAACCUGAUUAUUGAGGUGUUUGUGGAAGUGGCUCACAAGCAGAUUUGUUACCUGGGAGAGACGAAGUCCAUGAAGUUGUACGAGGCAUGCCUGACGCUGCUGCAGGUCUAUUCCAAAAACAACCAGAGCAGGAAGCGGAGUGACGCUGCAGCCGAGGAGGAUCAGUACCAGGACCUGCUGCUCAUCAUGGAGCUCCUCACCAACCUACUCUCCAAGGAAUUCAUUGAUUUCAGUGACAGCGGUGACGAUGUGUUUCGGGGCCAGGACCAGGGCUCACUGGCCUCCAGUCGAACAGUAUCUGCAGCAGAUGUGGUUCUCUACGGUGUCAACAUCGUCCUUCCACUCAUGUCUCAGGACCUACUGAAGUUCCCCUCUUUGUGUAACCAGUACUACAAGCUCAUCACCUUUAUCUGUGAGAUCUUUCCAGAAAAGAUCCCACAGCUGCCUGAAGAGCUCUUCAAGAGCCUGAUGUUCUCCUUGGAACUGGGAAUGACCUCGAUGAGCUCAGAAGUCAGCCAGCUUUGCUUAGAGGCUUUGUCUCCUCUGGCUGAGCAGUGUGCUAAAAACCACGAGAAGGACACGCCUCUCUUCCUUGCCACGCGACACUUCCUAAAGUUGGUGUUUGACAUGCUGGUCCUGCAAAAACACAACACGGAGAUGACGGUGGCAGCAGGGGAGGCUUUCUACACGCUGGUGUGCCUGCACCAGGCGGAGUACUCAGAGCUGGUGGAGACACUGCUCUCCUCGCAGAGAGACGCCGUCAUCUACCAGCGGCUGGCCGACGCCUUCAACAAGCUGACAGCGAGCAGCACGCCGCCCACAUUGGACCGCAAGCAGAAAGUGGCUUUCCUGAAGAGUCUGGAGGAGUUCACGGCUAACGUGGGCGGCCUGCUGUGUGUGAAAUAA